AUGUUCUCGAUCUCCCCACCACAGCCGAGCAGUUUCUUCGCUACGAAUCGUCCUCGAUUCUUCCACAGCCCUGCCCAUAUCCACGCGCCUCAGACACCGUCGCCGCUGCGGACAUCCCGGAAUGCGAACCUGAACUUUAUGCCGAAUGCCAGUAUCGGGUCCGAUGCGUCUUCCUUGCUGAGCUCUUCGCCUAUCAGGACAUUCACGCUCGAUCGAGCGACCGGAUACAACGACGAGAACGAGCCGGAAAGUCACGAUGAGAGCGCUGUAUUUGGCAUUCACUUACAGAAGACGAAGACCCCGGAGGGGAAGAUGAACAACGGAGAGGGAAGGGACGCCGAUGCGGCUUUGAUCACGCCGCCUAAUUCAGGCUCAGGCUCUACUUCGAACUCGAAUUUGAUGUCUACUCAACCAUUUAUGAAUGGCGGAUCUGCAUAUUCCUCCUCAACCGCCAUUUCUUCUCGGCAGACAUCGUCUGGGUGGGAACACCGUUCCCGGAACGCCAGUCCUGCAGCCACAUUGGCCCGCCAUGCCGCUCAAGGCAGGGAAAAGAAAAAGACACAGUUUCUCGACCGCAUCAGACGCCGACGAGACGACUCACGCAGCGAGUUAUACGGCGAUCAAGUUCUCCGGAUGGAUUUCGUCAGGGAACGGAAAUUGUGGGAAGACGAAAUGAAUCGACGGGCCAUGUUGGAGCAGGCUAGUGUUCUGUCUGGUGAAGAGGACGAUAUUGAGCCUGGUGCCGACGCUGAUAUGCAUGAAGGAGGAGAACCGGUGCUGGAGGCUGAUCAGACAGAGCAUCAUCAAGCGGAAGCGGAGAUGUCACCAACUGAGGAUCAUGAUGUGCAUGAUGCGCUUGCCGAGUAUUAUGCUCAUGCCAUGCAAGACCAAGAAUCGGUGCCUUCGGCGGCUUGUGGUAACGACGACUACUUGAUUGAUGAUGAUGAGAAAGAAUAUGAUCAGUUGUUCAGAGAGAUGAUCGCGAAGGGCUGGAAUGAGACAUCGACCCAAAAGAUGCCACCACCUGAGAGACAGCUGAUCGACCAUGGCCAACGCCCACAAGAAACUCGGGAACGGAACGAGUCAAGCAUGGAUUUGUCUUGA
Messenger RNA from Capronia epimyces CBS 606.96, 1104 nucleotides. RefSeq lists its product as uncharacterized. Lineage: Eukaryota; Fungi; Ascomycota; Eurotiomycetes; Chaetothyriales; Herpotrichiellaceae. Bases 1 to 1104 code for a protein of 367 amino acids. The record is from RefSeq and is a predicted model, not a curated record. The transcript has a single exon.